AUGGCUCCUGAGGCCCAAGCAAAUCAAGGGCUAUAUGCAUCUGGGCACUUGUGUGGGGUCCCUGGGAGUUUGGCCAACCUUUCAAAAGCCCUGGAGAGACUCCGGAACAUUUUACAAAAGUUAGGAAAUGGGUCCAACAGGUUAGGCGGUUCUGCCCGACGUCUCACACCAGUGUGGUCCCUGACUCAGCCCAAAUCCAGAGCUUCUAGGGCUUUGGGCAUGGAAGAUGAAGGGUGGCCCGAGGGGAGAGAAGAUUGGAGGAAGCACCACCGAAGGCACGAAGGGACAAGCAGGGCUGGCGAGGAGGAAGGGCGACUCGUGACGCACGGUGGGAGCGCAAGCGCCGCCGCAGGGACUUGGCGACCAGGUGGAUCCCGCGCCCCCGGCCCGCCCGGCGACGGCGAGCAGGAGUACGUGAGCCCCGACUGGGCCGGCCCGCCAGAGCCUGGCGCGCCGCCCGCCGAGAUCCCCUACGAGGAGCUGUGGACGCACCAGGCGGCCGAGGGCCGGACGCGGCCGCCCCCCGGGCCCGACCUCAUCUCCUUCGGGGCCGCCGGGCCGCCCCGCCUGGAGCCGGAGGCGCCGCCGCCGCCUCCCGUCCCUCCCAAGUCCGAGGCGGUGAAGGAGGAGUGCCGCCUGCUCAAUGCCCCACCUGUGCCUCCCCGGGGUGGCAAUGGCAGCGGCCGGCCCUCGGGCAGCCCCCCGGUGCCCCCGCGCUUCCCCAAGCUGCAGCCCAUCCACUCCCCCAGCUCCAGCCUCUCCUACUACUCCUCUGGCCUCCAGGAUGGGGCAGCCUCCCGCAGCGGCAGCGGCUCACCGUCACCGGAUGCCUACUCCCUUUACUGCUACCCGUGCACCUGGGGAGACUGCAAGGCCGGCGAGGCCUCCGGCCGCCCACCCCCGGGACCCCUGCCCUCCACCACGCAGCCCAGCCAGGCCGCGCGGGCCCUCGCAGAGCCCCCGAGCAGUCGGGCUGCCUCCGUCUUGGGGGCUGACACCCCCGUCAAGGCGUACCACGGCUGCCCGCCUCUGUUCAAGCCCUCUCACCCACAGAAACGCUUUGCUCCGUUCGGAGCUCUCAACCCCUUUUCGGGGCCUGCCUACCCCUCGGGCCCUUCCGUGGCCGCCUCUCCUGGGCCCACGACCACCUCGGGCCCCCUGGCUACCUCCAGCCCUGCCUUUUCUCCAGGCCCAGGCUCACCAGGCCAGGCCUACUCAGCUGCUCCCCCCUCCUGUCCCACCUCCUCCUCCUCCUCUUCCGAGUGGCCGGAACCAGCCCUGGAGCCCUUUGAGCUGGGCCAGGGCGGUUCCCCGGAGCCCGAGAUGCUGCGCUGUCAGGAGCCCAGAGCUGUGGGGGCACCUGGGCCCGGACCCUGCCUCUCGCCACUCGGACCCCCCAAGGCCUUUGAACCAGAAGGUCUGGUGCUGCGGCAGGUCCCCACCCCACUGUCACCGGUGGCCCUGCAGGGGCCUGAGGCAGGCGGAGCUCGGCUCCUCCUCGCCCAAGGGCGCCUGGAGGGGCCUCCUGCCAGUCCCCGGGAGGGGGUCGCAGGCUGGGGAGGCCGGGAUGCCUCCUCCUGGCAGCCCCCCGCUGACCUGUCUGCACUCUCCCUGGAAGAAGUCUCUCGAAGUCUGCGUUUCAUCGGGCUCUCAGAGGACGUGGUGAGCUUCUUUGCCAGAGAACGCAUAGAUGGCAGCAUCUUCGUGCAGCUCAGCGAGGACAUCCUGGCCGAUGACUUCCACCUCACCAAGCUGCAGGUCAAGAAGAUCAUGCAGUUCAUCAAAGGCUGGCGGCCCAAGAUCUGAUGUUCCCGGCUCGUAGCUGCGCAACUGGAAGCUGGCACGGAGGCCCCGGGGCUGCAGGGGGACAGCCUGCGGGACCCAGGAGCCGGUCCCGCCUGCGAGGAGAUAAUCUAUGCCAAGACUGAGGCGGCCAGGCAGCCCCUCAGAGUGAAUCCAGACACACUUGGAAGUGGGGGACUCUGGGGUCAGACCCCUACACGAGGACAUCUGGCCUUUGUGCAGAGUAUGUGGGGAGGAGGCUGGAGGCACUGGGGCACACCUGGGCCUGGGGCCACACUGCUGUGAUUCCCGUGGAGGAAGGGCAUCGAAAGCUGGCCUUCGCGGUGACCUAACAUCUUCCCGUGUCCUUGUGCAGAACUUCACAGGCCUCUUGCACUUCUCAAGCUUGUAGGUUGAGGUUAGAGACCAGGGAAGAAGAUGGUCUGUAACUUAAGCACAAAUUCCCCAAGUGCCCUCUCCCCUCUGCCCUGUGGGCUUUUGGCCUAAGCUGCCCCAGAGUCUGGGUGCCGUUUCUGUAUCUCUGGGACGCCUUCCUUCCCCCUUCUGUGAAUCAGGGCCCUGGCCCCGCGCACUGGGGUAGCGAGUACAAGCCUGUGCCACCGUGCCCCGGAGGCUCCAGCUCUCGGUGCCGGUUUGCGGGUGAAGACCCUCGACGAGAACGGCCCUGCUGUUGACGUGCUCUAGUCGGGGAGCCGGGUGGUCCCCUGACGUCUCCGGUGCCCAGGCUUCUGCCUUCCAUCUUGCCAGGCUGGGUCCGGUCUGCGAAGAUUCUCACUCCGCCGAGGAGCAGGUAGAUUUAGGUCAGCCGCUCCUGGAUUCUGGAGGCGAGUGGCCUUCAGUCUCUCCCACUUCCCCUCUGCUCCCACUUCGCUUGAUUCUGGCCAGCACACGGUGCCGUCCUCCUGCUCUCUCUAGCUGGCACAGGUGGGGUGGGUGGGGAGAAAGCACGGUGGUUUGGGGAAACCUCGUUCCCCGUUCCUGGAGCCCAGGCCUCCUGCACUUGCUCAUGUGCCUCACAGCAGGCCCUCGUCCCCCAGAUCUCGGGCACGACGACCUGCUUGGCACCCGGAGGUUGGCCAUGGUGUACGAGCACCCGUUACUCCCCAGCCCCCGGGCUCUCCGUCUCCUCACCCGGGACCACACUAACUCUCGUGCCGCUGGCCUCAGGCCCCGGGUUACAGGCCUUCUCUUCUGCCUUACCUAGCCUUCCUAGAUAUUUAUUUCCUGUUUUUCUCUCAAGAGUAGUGAAGCCAUGCUGGUGCUCAGGCCCUGAGCUGAUGCCUCCGCUCCAGGGCAAGGGGAGUCGGGAAGCAGGACACACAAACUGAUGCUGAAGCAUUUGGUUUCCUUGUCGAUCCCUUAGUGAAUCCUCCGGGACUAGUGAAAUAAAUGCUAGAGCACCGGACAGUGCAGGUGGAA
Molecule: messenger RNA, 3222 nt
Organism: Herpailurus yagouaroundi (jaguarundi)
Lineage: Eukaryota; Metazoa; Chordata; Mammalia; Carnivora; Felidae
Gene: GAREM2
Product: GRB2 associated regulator of MAPK1 subtype 2
Exons: 4
Coding region: 1-1806 (601 amino acids)
Source: RefSeq, a predicted model, not a curated record